Molecule: messenger RNA, 2038 nt
Organism: Daphnia magna
Lineage: Eukaryota; Metazoa; Arthropoda; Branchiopoda; Diplostraca; Daphniidae
Product: PAT complex subunit CCDC47
Exons: 3
Coding region: 335-1774 (479 amino acids)
Biological process (GO): endoplasmic reticulum calcium ion homeostasis
Cellular component (GO): endoplasmic reticulum
Molecular function (GO): calcium ion binding
Source: RefSeq, a predicted model, not a curated record
GUACGCAGCGAGCGAACGAAUUAGACCGAGAGCUUCUCUCUACGAAAUACGUGUAUUAUUUCCUCGUUGUGGAGCCAAAGUCACGCUAAAUACCAUUACAACUACACAUUCGUUCUCCCCGCUUUUUUGUUUUUCUUUCUUGAUUUAUGCAUUUUCUCCUUUUUUCCUGACGUGUAAACUGGUCCUGCUCUGUCUCCAUUCCGUUAGAACAGGCAACCGGGCAUUAAUUUGUGGACUGUCAUGGCGCUUCUGUGCUGAAUAGAAACAAAAUUUCACCUGUCAAAUCGUUUUCCCUGAUUUUUAAAUACGCUCAUUAACAGUGGAACUUUAGAAAAUGUCGUCGCCGGUCGACCGCUCUCACUGGCUUACUAUAUUUGCUUUAACUCUGCUAUUUGUCUCGUAUAACAUAGCAAACGCAGGAAUCAAUCAUUUAGAUAUCGAAGACAAUGAAUUUGCGGAGUUUGAAGAUUUUGAUGUGGAGGAUGUAGUUGGUGGGGUUGCCUCUGACCAGAAAAAUAUUGUUCACGAUCACGAAGAACCAUCAACUCCAGAACAAGAUCAAGAAGCAGCCAUAGCUGAUGAAGAUGAAGCCACUGUAGAGACUGAAGAUAAUGAAUUUGAACAUGUUGAUGAAGAUGAAUACGAGGGAUAUGAGAAAGAUUCUACAUCCAAACCUGAUCUCAAGUUAAACGAGGGACCUAAGAUCACUUUUGCCCAGCUACCAGCACAUUUGCGCUCAAAUUGGGAAAGUUACUACUUGGAACUCAUGAUCCUAGCUGGUCUUGUUCUCUACUUUUUUAACUUUUUUUUGGGUCGCAGCAAGAACCAACGAAUUGCAGAAACUUGGUAUUCAGCUUUCAAAGGACCUCUUCUUGACAAAUUUGCUUUGGUGGGUGAUGAUGGCAAACUGGAAAACAGCCAACCUGGUCUCAUGAAGGAAUCAGAAAAUGUUUACCUUUUAUGGUGCAGUGGAAGAACGGGUUGCGAAGCUGUUUUAUUUGAACUGAGGCUCUUGAAACGUCAGGAUCUCGUGGCAAUGGUGAUGAACCUGUUCCGGCCACAACAAGAUCAAGUACAUGUAAAAGUUUUUAUGAACGAUUCCGAUAUGGAUACGUUCGUUAUGUGCCUAGCUACUAAAAAGACGGCGAACCGCUUCGUCAGAGAGAUGGCAGACAUUAGUGUUUAUUGUCCCGAGAAAAAGUCAGCUGUGGACAAAUUCGGUUUACCAGCUAAUUUUGUCCUCAUGUCGGAAAUCGGUGAAGCUUCCUCCACUUUACUGGAUGUUCGCGUGUGCUCUCUCAUCAAUAACAUCCCAGAAGUCAUAGAAUCCAUUCAUUUCUCAGACCAGUAUUCUGGGCCCAAGCAGACGGAAGAUACGGCCCCGAGUAAAAUGCCUGAGGUGAAGAAAAUGCUCAUCUUCAAUUUCAAUUUACCUUUAAAAAAUGGCAAGAGCAUCGUUGAGGCCGUAGAAAUUAUACGGCCUGCCAUCAUGUUGACUUUCCACUGCAUCGACCGUGUCAAACGGUUCCGCCUGAGCAAGGAGUUUAAAGCGAAGGCGGAGAAAAAUCGUCAGAAGGUGGAAGAAGCCUUCCUGAAAUCGACUCACGCAGCCCGAGCCGAAGCUGCAGCUGCCCGACGUGAAGAAAAACGUCGCCUGGAGAAGGAAAAAAUUCUUCAAGACGAUGAUCCAGAAAAGCAACGAAAAUGGGAGGAAAAAGAAAACAAACGGCUGGCCAAGAAACGAAUGCCCAAAAUGAAAGCCAUUAAAGUGUAGAACCUUGCCAUCUUUUUGUUUUCGUCACGCGUUUUGGUUGUUUUGCUCAGACCGAUUUCUUUUUCCCUGUGUUGUUAAAGUUUCCAAUCAUCCCGUAUUUUAGGUAGAAUGAUCUACUUAUCUCAUGGUGUCUGGAAUUGGAAUUUCCUACACCAUCUUCUUUCUUAAGUAAAGCAUAUUAAAGUGUGAGAUGUAUUUUCAUUGUAGUCACCACUUCCAUCAAAGAAAAUAAAAGUCCUCCAUAUCAGGUAACAAAAAGAAAAA